AGACGGCGUGCCCCGCGGGCCUCGCCAUGGCCUCCCUGCGGCCGGCCCUUCUCUGCCUCCUCCUCUGCCUGCAGGGGUCCCUGGCGGCAGUUUUUGUUGCCCAGGAACAAGCCCACAGCCUCCUGCACAGGUUCCGGCGCGCCAACUCAUUCCUGGAGGAGCUGUGGCCCGGCUCGCUGGAGAGGGAGUGCAGGGAGGAGCAGUGCUCCUUCGAGGAGGCCCGGGAGAUCUUCAAGAGCGAGGAGAGGACGAGGCAGUUCUGGGUUUCCUACAACGACGGAGACCAGUGCGCCUCGAACCCCUGCCUGAAUGGGGGCUCCUGCGAGGACCAGCUCCAGGCCUACAUCUGCUUCUGCCCGGAAGGCUUCGAGGGUCGGAACUGCGAAACCAACAAGAAGAGCCAGCUGAUCUGCAUGAAUGACAACGGGGGCUGCGAGCAGUACUGCAGCGACCACGCGGAGGCCGGGCGCUCCUGCUGGUGCCAUGAGGGGUACGCCCUCCAGGAGGAUGGGGUGUCCUGUGAGCCCACAGUUGAAUAUCCGUGUGGAAAAAUACCUGUUCUGGAAAAAAGAAAUGACAGCAACCCUCAGGGCCGAAUCGUAGGUGGCAAGGUCUGCCCCAAAGGCGAGUGUCCCUGGCAGGCCAUGCUGAAGCUGAAAGGGGCGCUGCUGUGCGGGGGCACCCUGCUGAACACCAGCUGGGUGGUCUCUGCAGCCCACUGCUUCGACAGGAUCCGGAGCUGGAAGGACCUGACGGUGGUGCUAGGCGAGCACGACCUCAGCAAGGACGAGGGCGACGAGCAGGAGCGGCCAGUCGCCCAGGUCUUCGUCCCCGACAAGUACGUCCCGGGCAAGACGGACCACGACCUGGCCCUGGUCCGCCUGGCGCGGCCCGUGGCCCUCACCGACCACGUGGUGCCCCUCUGCCUGCCCGAGCGGAGCUUCUCCGAGAGGACGCUGGCCUUCAUCCGCUUCUCGGCCGUCAGCGGCUGGGGCCGCCUCCUGGACCGCGGUGCCAAGGCACGCGUGCUCAUGGCCAUCCAGGUGCCGCGGCUCAUGACCCAGGACUGCCUGGAGCAGGCCCGCCGCAGGCCCGGCUCCCCCAGCAUCACCGACAACAUGUUCUGCGCCGGCUACCUGGACGGCAGCAAGGACGCCUGCAAGGGCGACAGCGGCGGCCCGCACGCCACCCGCUUCCGGGGCACCUGGUUCCUGACGGGCGUCGUCAGCUGGGGUGAGGGCUGUGCGGCCACCGGCCGCUUCGGGGUGUACACACGGGUCUCCCGGUACACGGCCUGGCUCCUCGGGCUCAUGAGCGCCCCGCCACCGCCGUCGGAGGGCCUCCUCCGAGCCCCGCUGCCCUAGCGCCGGCUCCCGGCCCACCCGGCCCACCCACCCCCCCGAAUAAAGCUGGGCUCUGGCGCC
Messenger RNA from Sus scrofa (pig), 1424 nucleotides. It is a transcript of the gene F7, whose product is annotated as coagulation factor VII. The record is from RefSeq and is marked provisional. Gene Ontology annotation, molecular function: serine-type endopeptidase activity; calcium ion binding. Lineage: Eukaryota; Metazoa; Chordata; Mammalia; Artiodactyla; Suidae. Gene Ontology annotation, biological process: blood coagulation; proteolysis. Gene Ontology annotation, cellular component: extracellular region.